CAACACUUGCCGCGACUGCGCUUUUGCGUGCGCAUGUCUGACGAGAUAUUGUAAUCUUUAUUUUCAUUCCUAGUAUUGAUUUCCUCGACCCUCGUUACUCCGGUUUCGUCGCUGUCGAAGUCCGUUCGUACACGGAUGCGGCGGAGAUCCGUCGUGGAAUUUUAUUUUUUUGUAGUGCAGUGUUGAACGAAAUCCACCAAGAUGGGUUCGUUGUUCCGCAGCGAGGAAAUGACUUUAUGUCAGCUUUUCCUGCAAAGUGAAGCGGCAUAUGCAUGCGUGUCUGAGCUUGGAGAAUUAGGACUUGUCCAAUUUCGCGAUUUGAACCCAGACGUCAAUGCGUUCCAACGUAAAUUCGUCAAUGAGGUGCGGAGGUGCGAUGAGAUGGAACGCAAGCUUCGGUACCUCGAGAAGGAGAUUCGCCGUGAUGGCAUCCCCAUGUUGGAGAUACCUGGUGAAUGUCCGGAGGCACCGCAGCCCAGGGAGAUGAUUGAUCUUGAGGCCACCUUCGAGAAAUUGGAAAACGAACUCCGCGAAGUGAACCAGAACGCCGAAGCAUUGAAGAGAAACUACCUCGAGCUCACUGAACUCAAGCACAUACUCAGAAAGACGCAAGUUUUCUUCGACGAGCACGAGGGCGGGGCCAGUACGACUGAGUCCAUGACACGCGCUCUCAUAUCCGACGAUCCGAACAAACAUAUGGGCCAGGUCCAACUAGGUUUUCGGGACAAGCAAGAGUCCUUGGAAUUCCUGCCUUGUUUCGUCGCCGGCGUUAUCCUCAGGGAGCGAAUCCCGGCAUUCGAGAGGAUGCUAUGGAGGGCCUGCAGGGGAAAUGUGUUCUUGCGGCAGGCUGAGAUCGACACCCCGUUGGAGGAUCCUUCGUCGUCGGACCAAGUGUACAAGUCGGUGUUCAUCAUAUUCUUCCAAGGGGACCAGCUCAAGACGCGCGUAAAGAAGAUAUGCGAGGGUUUUCGUGCUACACUAUACCCUUGUCCUGAAGCACCAGCAGAUAGACGUGAAAUGGCUAUGGGUGUGAUGACGAGGAUCGAGGAUUUGAACACCGUGCUCGGACAAACGCAAGACCACAGGCACCGCGUUCUAGUAGCGGCCGCGAAGAACAUAAAGAAUUGGUUCGUCAAAGUGCGCAAGAUUAAGGCGAUCUACCACACAUUGAACCUGUUCAACUUGGAUGUGACCCAGAAGUGUUUGAUCGCAGAGUGCUGGGUGCCAGCGUUGGAUAUGGAGACGAUACAGCUGGCGCUGAGGAGGGGCACGGAACGCAGCGGCAGCUCAGUACCGCCUAUACUAAAUCGUAUGGAAACGCUAGAAGACCCGCCGACGUACAACCGCACCAACAAGUUCACAAGUGCGUUCCAGCAUUUGAUAUACGCGUACGGUGUGGCCACUUAUCGAGAGGUUAAUCCUGCGCCAUACACAAUAAUAACGUUCCCGUUCCUGUUCGCGGUGAUGUUCGGCGACCUCGGGCACGGCGCGCUGAUGGCCGCCUUCGGCUUCUGGAUGUGCUACAAGGAGAAACCGCUGCAGGCCAAGAAGAUUGACAGCGAGAUUUGGAACAUAUUCUUCGGCGGUCGCUACAUCAUCCUCCUCAUGGGUUUGUUCUCGAUGUACACGGGGCUGAUAUACAACGACAUAUUCAGCAAGAGUCUCAACAUUUUCGGCUCAUCAUGGCGGAACAACUACAACGUUAGCACGCUGAGAGACAAUAAAAUGCUACAGCUGAAUCCCGACUCGGAGGACUAUACACAGACGCCGUAUCCGUUUGGCAUCGAUCCUGUUUGGCAGUUGGCUGAAGCGAACAAAAUUAUCUUCAUGAACGCGUACAAAAUGAAAAUUUCGAUCAUCAUCGGCGUGUUCCACAUGUUGUUUGGUGUCUGUCUGUCCCUCUGGAACCAUGUGUACUUCAAGCGUCGCAUCAGCAUAUACGUGGAGUUCGUGCCGCAGAUAAUGUUCCUGACGCUGCUGUUCUUCUACAUGGUGCUGCUCAUGUUCAUCAAGUGGACCAGCUACGGGCCCAGCCCGGGCCACUUCGGGAGCGACGAUCCGGAGAUCGUGAAGUCCAGCGCAUACUGUGCCCCGUCGAUCCUGAUCACAUUUAUCAACAUGAUGCUGUUCAAAACGGAUUCGAACCCGCGGCCGCAGUGCGACGAGACCAUGUUCGCGGGACAACUCGUGUUCCAGAAGUUAUUCGUGAUCGUGGCCCUUAUGUGCGUGCCCGUCAUGUUGUUCGGCAAACCCUACUUCAUCAUGAAGGAGCAGAAGGAGAGAGCCACGCAAGGCGCCCAACCACUUGAAGCAGCCGCUGAAAAUGGCAGCGCCGGCGGGGCUCCCGUACCGGCUCCACAUCACGAUGAGGACAUCACUGAGGUCUUCAUUCACCAGGCGAUCCACACGAUCGAGUUCGUGCUAGGAAGCGUGUCACAUACAGCUUCGUACCUGCGGCUUUGGGCGCUGUCGCUUGCGCACGCACAACUCGCUGAGGUCGCCUGGAACAUGCUGCUGAGGAAGGGCCUGAUGUCUCUGGGGUACGAGGGCGGCGUGUUCCUGUACGUGGUGUUCGCGGGCUGGGCCGCCAUCUCCGUGUCCAUCCUCGUGCUCAUGGAGGGGCUCUCCGCCUUCCUGCACACGCUGCGCUUGCACUGGGUGGAGUUCCAGAGCAAGUUCUAUUCCGGUGAAGGUUACUUGUUCCAACCGUUCUCGUUCGAAGUGAUACUCGACUCGGCCGGACAGACCGAGGAGUAAAUGUUAUAGUUGCGGCAUUUAGCGGAGUUAGAUCAACUUUACUUUAGUAAUUUUACUUUGGUUUUUUCUUUCGUUAAAAUGUGAAUAUGAGCAAAAAAAUUAGGGAAAUUAAAAAAAAAAUUCUCACUUAUAAAGCAGUUAUAACUGUUUGCUUAAUAAUAAACUUUAUUUUCUACUGUUGUAUUCUUUCUCUUCUGUACUUUUUUUCUAAUACUUUCUGUUAAAAUGUACUAAUGUCCUUUAAUUUAAAAUAAAAUAUUAAAGUAAAGUUGAUUCAAGCGUAGGAAUUACUGCUUUAUGGCAUUAGGAAGUUAUUUAUUCCUAUAUAAUAAAUGUUACAUGUUCUUAAAGUGAAGUUUUAUCUGAAUUGUAUGUCCUUCCCUAUUUCAACUAGAUUUGAAACUUUUCAAAUUUAAUAAAUAUUCAAUGUAUUUAAAAUAUAUGUACCUCUCUUUCUCUAUAUAGUAUUGCAUGUGUUAGAAAGAGAUAAAUGUAGUUUAAAAAUUAAAAUGCACUCAUGUUUCUAUUGUUCUUAGUAAAAAGUAUUUUUUUGUAUCUAUCGUGAGAUUUUACCCAAUGUUUCUUUAUUUUUAAUCAAUUUUUAUAACAUUUUUAUAAGUGUACUUAAAUCUGAUUUUUGAACCCGAGGCUCUCUUACAUAGUUAUAUCAUUCCAGUAGAAUUCAGUGAAUAUAUAAUCGAUGUUAAUCAGCUUUUAUUAGGGAAAUGUUGAAUCAGAAAUAAAUAUUAUUUGUAGCUA
This is a messenger RNA of Colias croceus (clouded yellow), 3516 nucleotides long. It is a transcript of the gene Vha100-1, whose product is annotated as V-type proton ATPase 116 kDa subunit a1. Gene Ontology annotation, cellular component: plasma membrane; vacuolar proton-transporting V-type ATPase, V0 domain; vacuolar proton-transporting V-type ATPase complex. Gene Ontology annotation, molecular function: proton-transporting ATPase activity, rotational mechanism; ATPase binding. Gene Ontology annotation, biological process: vacuolar acidification; proton transmembrane transport. Lineage: Eukaryota; Metazoa; Arthropoda; Insecta; Lepidoptera; Pieridae. The transcript is spliced from 19 exons. The record is from RefSeq and is a predicted model, not a curated record. Bases 202 to 2757 code for a protein of 851 amino acids.